Sinocyclocheilus grahami is the source of this 758-nucleotide messenger RNA. RefSeq lists its product as uncharacterized. Lineage: Eukaryota; Metazoa; Chordata; Actinopteri; Cypriniformes; Cyprinidae. Gene Ontology annotation, molecular function: ubiquitin-protein transferase activity. The transcript has 5 exons. The coding region runs from base 40 to 657 and encodes 205 amino acids. The record is from RefSeq and is a predicted model, not a curated record.
UCUUGUUUUUUUUUUUUACUUUCAUUUAUACUGUUCUACAUGGAGCUUGAUAGAGAGGCUGAACUCACUAGCAGUGAAUAUCAAGCUGUCCUUGACCUGAGUCUUGCGUGGGAUCUUCCUGGCCCAACCAAAGAAAACCGGAAGUGGCUUUUUGAGCGCCUUUUAUCAUAUGCGGUCAUUGGAAGGAGAUUACGGCAGGUGAAACAAAUACGUAAAGGACUCAAAGAAACCAGAGCGUGGCCACUGCUGACUGAAAGGAAAGAUGUGGAUGUCUUUCAGAGGGAAUGUGAAAAUUCACUCACCCCUUUGAUGCUGCUUCCCUGUAUCUGCUGGCCCUCUGAUAGCAGUGUGGAUGAUGAUGAUGAUGACAACGACCACGAUUGUUCACUAGAAGAUAGAUGUCGCAUCUCAGGGUAUUUGCGUCACUUCAUUGAGACAGCAUCCAGCUCUGACCUUAAAGACUUGGUGAAAUUUUGGCUGGGGUGGGAAGUGCCAGACAGAAAGAUGGUAGUGGAAGUUGUUACUGCUGACAUGCCAAAGUCCUCCACUUGCUUCAACAUGCUACGAUUACCAAGUCAUUACAUGGAUUUCAGCCAUUUUAAGGACGAGCUCCUUAAGUGCACUGGCACGUCUGAGAUUGGUUUUGGGCUUUCAUAGUUAUGUGAAAUUGAAUACAGUAAUACAGACACCAUGUAUAAAUUAAGUUACAGUACCACAGUUUGUCCUGUGUUGUUUGAACUUGUUGGAAAAAAUUUUUU